AUGAAUACAAAACAGAAAAGUGGUGAUUUUCAAUUUGAUUUAACCAUUGAAACAGUGACACGCAACAACAUGACUACAACAAAUAUGCAGGUUGAAACCAUAUUUCGUGCACAUUUCGUUUGCUGGCGCAUUAUGGGCUUUUUGCCAACCGAAAAUUAUGGUGGACUGUAUGCAGUCUAUUCGAUAUUAGUAAAUGUUAUUAUAACAAUCGGUUAUCCAUUGCAUUUGAUGAUUGGUCUAUUCAUGAGUACCACAUUAUUUGAGAUAAUCAAAAAUGUGGCCGUUAUGCUAACGGUUUUAGUGUGCUCCAUAAAAACCGUUGUUACGUGGCUGAAAUUUCAGAAUAUAGAAAUUAUGUUCGAUAUAAUAAGAAGGCAAAAUAAACGAAUUGCUUUGGCCAAAGAUGAGAGCCUCUAUAUAAAAUAUGAGAGUUUGAAGAGAUUGGGACAAAUAUUGAAAUUGUUUACGAUAUUGUAUGCAGCAGCGGGAGUGUCUAGCGAAUUGUCGGUAUUAUUUAACGGUGUAAUGGGCACCUGGAGUUUAAUGUAUCCCGCCUAUUUUCCAUUUGAUCCAUAUGCUAGCUCAACAUUGUAUAUUCUGGCUCAUAUUUAUCAGUUUGCUGGUGUGUCAUUUUUAAUUCUGCAAGACAUUGCUAGUGAUUCAUUUGCUGCCAUGAAUUUGGCCUUGUUGAGUGGCCAGUUGCGCACAUUAAGUAUGCGGGUAGCCAAACUGGGUACAGACAAGAAAAAGGGGAGGAGCGAAAAUAAUGAGGAAUUAUUGGAGUGUAUACAGGAUCAUAAGGAUUUAUUGCAAUAUCGCCACAAAUUGGAGGAGAUUAUCUCUUUCUAUAUGUUCUUUCAAAUCCUAUUCACCAGUAUUAAUAUGUGCUCUACUAUUGCAUUUUUAAUACUUUUUGCCAAUGAUCCCUUUACCUGGAUCUAUUAUUCAGUUUAUUUCUUAUCAAUGGCUGGAGAAAUUAUGCCGGUGUGUUAUUAUGGCACAAUUAUCGAGAUAGAAUUUCAAAAUGUUACUUACGCUAUAUUCUCUUCGAAUUGGUUGGAGCAGGAUGCAAUAUUUAAGAAACAUAUAAGGAUCUUUGCCGAGGCCACCAAGAAGCCCUUGUGUAUUAUGGCCUGGUUGUUUCACAUCAAUUUAAGUACAUUUGUAUUCGCUUGCAAAAAUGCAUAUUCUAUGUUUGCUUUAAUAAUGAAUAUGAAGUGA
Molecule: messenger RNA, 1221 nt
Organism: Calliphora vicina (urban bluebottle blowfly)
Lineage: Eukaryota; Metazoa; Arthropoda; Insecta; Diptera; Calliphoridae
Product: odorant receptor 33b-like
Exons: 2
Coding region: 1-1221 (406 amino acids)
Biological process (GO): sensory perception of smell; detection of chemical stimulus involved in sensory perception of smell
Cellular component (GO): plasma membrane
Molecular function (GO): olfactory receptor activity; odorant binding
Source: RefSeq, a predicted model, not a curated record